ACUUACGCUACGAAAACACAGACUCGUAGUCACGUGACUGUCAUCCGAGUCGACGACUGUCUGCCGAAGUGUUUGGCUUUUGAAGACAAUUCGUGUCACCAAUUGGUUCCCACCGCACGACAUGAACCAACAGCUGCCCGAUAGCCCCAACUUAGACGCCGUCCAUUCGGCGCUCAAAGCCGUCAAACUCUUGCGCUGUACUGUCGGCGAUGUCUUCAAGUGUUUGGCCGACUGUCCGCUCGUUGUGAACAACGAUAAGUCUUCGCCCGCCGAAGACAACUACUCGACACCGAUCAACACCACGACCACCGCUGCGACCACCACCAGCAGCAACAGCACCACCACAACCACUACUACUACCGGUGCUAAUGUCACCGCCAGUACAGCACCGGCGGUGGCGACGACCACCGCUGCCAACGCCUCCACCACCGGCUCGUCAUCGCCGCCAUCGGAGGCGGCCGCCAAUCAGGCGCUACAGGACUUGCAGACACUGUUGCUGUCGGUGAACAGCAGGUUCCGCGAGUUGGAGACGGCGUGCACUCUACUCACCACACCGUUGAACGCCGGACCCGUCAACAUAUCGCUCGGCAACUCCUCCCUCUUGGGACAGGACCCGCAUUACGACAAAACCAAUCUCUACGCCGACAUGAUAUCGGCCUACCGGUGGAGCGACAAAAUGGUUGAGUACUCGUCGUUCGCGGCCACACUCUUGCAGCAGAACUCGUUGCGCAGAUCGCAGACACCCGUCAUCUACGUGAAGGGCCGCCCGCAGCGGCGCCCACCCAAUGGGCACAAUAUCAACGCCCAGCAGAUCGACAACUUCAUCGCGAACCUGCAGCGAGUGCUGCCCGACCUGACCAUCGAAGUGGUGCGACCGUUUGGCGCACCAACUCUGCUGAAGGUGACGAUACCGCGUGUGCUGAGGGCUGUCAUCCUAUUGCGGGGUCUGCUGAUCGAGUGGGUUGUGGUGAAGGGCAUCGACGAGACCUUCGACGACCCCAACUAUGAUAGUAGUUAUGCGAAGCGUUUGCGGCGUUUCCCCGACGCGGCCUCCAAUGCCGCGGCCGCCGCACUCGAGUUGGAACGACUGGACAUAUGGUCGGAGUCGCGGUACGAGGUGUUCCGGAAGGUGUCGGAGCACGCGAACGCCGCUAUGCUUCACUACUACUCGCCCGUCCACUGCGACGUCGCCCUCAAGACCUAUUUGACUUGGCUCAAGAGUUAUACGAAUCUAUUCUCAGCGCCGUGUCGUAAAUGCAAUUGUCGGCUCCAGAACUUUAUGCCCCCCUCCUGGAGGGAUAACCGCACGUUCGAGCCCUAUCACGAACAGUGCCGGCCCUAACAUGCCUUUCCUUUUUUCUAUUACAC
Messenger RNA from Oppiella nova, 1368 nucleotides. The record is from the annotation of a GenBank genome assembly. Lineage: Eukaryota; Metazoa; Arthropoda; Arachnida; Sarcoptiformes; Oppiidae.